AACUGAAUAAAACUUCGCUUCACCCCCCACGUGACCCCUUUAUUUGUUUACCUAAUCUUUCGUCGGAAACACGGACACCACCUUGCGAUUCGACCCGGAUGAAUGCUCAGAGGAGGAGCACCAACGGGCAGGAGAGCGACCUCCAAAGGAACUACUAGACAUGGAACGGGCAGCGCACUCCAACACCACACGACAAGGGCGCAAACGGGCACCUCCCAGGCCAUUGCCAGCUCGGCCGCCUCCAAUCUUCCGAUCACCACAGGCGCUCUCGCCAAUCUGGCAGUCCUUGCCUGUGGAGCUUGUGCAACGGGUUCUUCAUGAGCUUGUCAGUAUCCAUCUCCGGCACAUUGGCUCGGACCCGUUUUAUCCCUGGGAGACUCUCCGCCAGCUGAACCAUCACCAAAGGCGGCGGAUCGAUGCGCUAUAUCGACAACUCUUACUCCCCAUCUUGCGCCUGGGACGUUCGGUAGAGUUUCACCCUACUACAAACCGUCCAGAAUUCACAGGGAUCGACAGCGGUCAGAUCAUGCGGUUAUGGGCGGCCGACGAGGGGAAGGGUGAAGCUUACGAAUCCACCAACGACACUAUCACCUUGCCUCUAGCCGGGUGCGAAACGUCAUAUCUAUAUACGCUAGAGGCACCCAUGCAUGGCGGGUACGAUUACGAAUAUCCGAGCUUUGAUACCUCGAAAGGAUGGAACAAUUAUGUCAACAGCUUCCCACCGGGUGGACUUCAUGUCGACCCAGAACCCCAUUACUCCUUCACUCUGGAGUGGAUCUCCGAUCUGCACAGGUGGGUGGAGGGGGAGAUACCGGCCAGCCAUCUACCUGACGUCCAAGGUGAUGAUUCCGACAAUGACUCGAUCAAGGUCAGCUCCAGCCAACUUAUUGGCGGCUUGAUUCGGGCAUGGAAGAAAAGUUACACCUCGAGACGCUAUCGGUCUUUCGUAUAUUUACUGGCCUGGGAGGACCAUUGUCACCGUCUUCUCUUGUGAGAAGAAGGAUAUGGACAUCUGCAAACCGCUUUGGGAAGUGGAAGUUCAGAGGGGGAAUAUUCCGAGGGUGAAGAUUCAGAGGGGGUAGAUUCCGAGGGGG
Messenger RNA from Neurospora hispaniola, 1094 nucleotides. RefSeq lists its product as uncharacterized. Lineage: Eukaryota; Fungi; Ascomycota; Sordariomycetes; Sordariales; Sordariaceae. The record is from RefSeq and is a predicted model, not a curated record. The transcript has a single exon. Bases 161 to 994 code for a protein of 277 amino acids.